This is a messenger RNA of Rhopilema esculentum, 2185 nucleotides long. RefSeq names its product plastin-3. Lineage: Eukaryota; Metazoa; Cnidaria; Scyphozoa; Rhizostomeae; Rhizostomatidae. The record is from RefSeq and is a predicted model, not a curated record. Gene Ontology annotation, cellular component: actin filament; cytoplasm; actin filament bundle. Gene Ontology annotation, molecular function: actin filament binding. Gene Ontology annotation, biological process: actin filament bundle assembly; actin filament network formation.
CCGUUUGUCCGUUUCGUAUCUUCUUACUAUUUCUGAAUCAAAUUGCAAGAAAACCAUCAUUCUGCCCUGGGAUCGAGGAAAGAAAAAUGAUUAAGGAAGUUAAAAAAGUGGGAAACCAAAGCUGAAGUCCUGAAUCAUUCUUGUAAAGGAAAGCAAGCGGUGAAUUAGUUAAUUUGACAUCAGAUUUAAUCAACAAAAGGUAAUAAUUGAUUAAAAAAAUUUAACGUUAAACAUUCUUUAAGCAAAAAAGACGAAGAAAGUGGGUUGGAAGAUGCUCUCACCAGCUACUGAAUCGAUAUCAAAUAAAUCUGCCACGAAAAUCGGACCAGAUGUCUUGCAGGAAAUAAAAGAACAGUUCAACUUAUUUUGCGCAAAUGAACAAGAUUUCAUAAAAGUGGAAAGUAUUCAAAACCUUUUGGCCGCGUGUGGAGAAAAAAUACCGGCAUUCAAAAUAAGACAGAAGUUGCCUGAGCUUCAGUUGUCAUCAAGCGACAAAAUAUACUUUCACGACUUUCAAGGGAUAUUUGAAGCGCUAGCAUCGAAAAAGCUAUGCACAGAACUUGUUCCAUUAACAAAGAAGGCGAGUAUGCAGCUGACAGGUGGGGCAUCUUGUGUUUCAUCGCUAGGAACCCAGCAUUCUUAUGAUGAUGACGACAAAGUUGCAUUCACAGAAUGGGUUAAUCUUGCAUUGGAAAAAUGUUCUGACGUUGCAAAAUAUCUUCCCAUUGAUAUGAAUUCACCAACGGCACUUUUCGAGGCAAUAAAAGAUGGGAUCAUUUUGUGCAAAUUAAUAAACUGGGCCUCGCCUGGUACGAUUGACGAAAGAGCAAUAAAUAAAAGUAAACUGAACGUGUACACUAUUCAUGAAAAUUUGACUUUGGCCCUAAACUCGGCUACCUCAAUCGGUUGCAAUCUGGUUAACAUUGGACCAGAGGAUGUUUUACGUGGAGCACCUCACUUGGUCCUUGGUUUGCUUUGGCAAAUUCUUCGGGUUGGUUUGCUCACAAAUUCUGGCGUGAAAAAUGUUGGAGGCUUCCAAGUUCUGCUCGAAGCUUGGGAAACGGAAGACGAUCUGCUGAGAAUGACGUCAGAGGACAUUUUGAUAAGAUGGGUUAACUAUCAUCUGAAACAAGCUGGAUCCACUAGGACGAUAAAAAAUUUUGCAAGUGACCUAAAGGACUCUGAAGUUUAUUCAAUUCUUUUCAGUCAGAUCUUCCCAGAGAAAGACAAAUUGAUCCUGGAAUUAGCAGAAAUCAAAACAAGUGAAGACUUGCUGAUAAGGGCCCAAAUAAUUAUUGACGCUGCUGUGCAAAUGAAAUGUAGAAGGUUUAUACGAGCAAGAGACAUAGUAAAUGAAAAUUCCAAGUUGAACCUCGCCUUCCUUUGCAAUUGUUUUAAACUCUUCCCUGGUCUUGAAAUGCAAGAAAAAAGCGAAGAAGAAGAGGAGACGUUGUACGAGACACGGGAGGAAAAGACCUUUAGAAAUUGGAUAAACAGUCUCGGAGCGGAGCCGUUCGUUUCUGAUUUGCACCAUGAAUUGCAAGAUGGUUGGGCACUUUUGCAAGUUCUAGGCAUUAUUUCAGAACGAAAUUCAAGGGCUUUCAAUCUGAAGCGGUUCAACAAACCGCCAUUCAAGAAAAAUGGAGCCCAAAUGAAAAGGCUUGAAAAUUGCAACGAGGUCGUUAAGAUUUGCACUGGAAUGAGAAUGUCAACAAUUGGCAUUGCUGGAUCUGAUAUUGCCAAUGGAAACCUAAAACUCACCUUGGCAAUAGUUUGGCAAAUGAUGAAGCUCUAUACGCUCCUAUUGCUUCAACAGUGCAGCAAGUCUUCCAAGCCAAUCACAGAGUUGCAGAUAAUUCAAUGGGCAAAUAGUAGCUUAGAACGGGGAGGUAAGCAAACUCGUAUUACAGGUUUUAAGGAUCAGUCUAUUUCAACAAGCAUUGUUAUUUUGGAUUUGAUUGACGUCUUGAGGCCAAAGUCCGUCAAUUACUCACUGGUCAGGGCAGGCAAUGAUACUGAAGAGAAAUUAAUGAAUGCUAAUUAUGCAGUCUCGCUUGCACGAAAGAUUGGCGCUAAGGUUUAUGCAUUACCAGAAGACAUCGUUGAGGUGCGACCAAGAAUGGUGAUGACAGUGUUUGCCUGCCUAAUGGCUCGGGAAAUCCUUGAACACAGUAAUAAAGUGUAA